This is a messenger RNA of Aspergillus ibericus CBS 121593, 912 nucleotides long. RefSeq names its product mitochondrial 54S ribosomal protein uL30m. Gene Ontology annotation, cellular component: mitochondrion; large ribosomal subunit. Gene Ontology annotation, molecular function: structural constituent of ribosome. The record is from RefSeq and is a predicted model, not a curated record. The transcript has a single exon. Gene Ontology annotation, biological process: translation. NCBI's taxonomy places the organism in Eukaryota, Fungi, Ascomycota, Eurotiomycetes, Eurotiales, Aspergillaceae. Bases 149 to 436 code for a protein of 95 amino acids.
GCUCGAUACCUACUAUCUACCUCGAGAACCCACACGAGCCUCCACAAGACAAUACCAAACCGGAAUCCCUCCCCAGAUCCCAAUAUCUCACCCAACAAAACCCAUCCACCCACAAUCCACAGACCAUCCCACCAAACCCACCACCAAAAUGAGCAGCUACUUCCGGAUCACCCUCAUGCGCUCAGCAAUCGGACUUCCGCGGCGCACGCACGACGUCCUCAAAGCCCUUGGCCUGAAGAAGCGCAUGGCAACCGUCUUCCACCCCGUGUCGCCGUCCGUCGCCGGUAACAUUAUGAAAGUCAAGGAGUUGGUGGAGGUGCAGGAGGUGGAUCGUCGGUUGACGAAGCAGGAGGUGCAUUUGGAGCGCAAGCCGGAUCCGGGAUAUUAUGUUGAGAAGAGGGCGGGGACUGAGUUGAGGGAGUGUAGACGGGCUUAAGCUGAGGUGAAUGCUUGUCGGAUUUCGUCUGGGGAUGAUGGGUGCUGGGAUGGCUGUGCUGUGCCUGGUUUUUGACCAUGCUUGGUUUAUUGCUUGCUGCUGGUUUUUGUUUCGAUUUAUUUGCGAUUGGAGUCGGGGUUUAUGUUGAUUUGGUCGAUUAUCGGGCACGGCUUGGCACGCAGGGAAUUGUUGAGUGGUGGUUGCAUAUACCGGUCGAUUUAUGCUGGUAUGGGCCUUCUUCAUAUGAAUAAGGGCAGGGUUGGAAGUGAUUCGAGCUUCUUUGCAUCCAGCGGUUUUUCGUUUGUCACUAACCAGCCCGACAUUGUGCGGCUUCGGGCUGGUUCGGCUUUGCAUUGUACUAUACUAUACAUACACUGUCAUAUUAUGAAUGGGAUCAAACCUGGAAUGUCUUGUCUUGUCUUGUCUUGUCUUGUUUUAUAAGAAUAUCUACUCCAUGAUGGAGUUGGAAUGCAACG